Molecule: messenger RNA, 4078 nt
Organism: Centrocercus urophasianus (Greater sage-grouse)
Lineage: Eukaryota; Metazoa; Chordata; Aves; Galliformes; Phasianidae
Gene: CCDC148
Product: coiled-coil domain containing 148
Exons: 15
Coding region: 4-1794 (596 amino acids)
Source: RefSeq, a predicted model, not a curated record
ACAAUGUCUGCAGCUCAGAGGAUUGGUGAUGUUGAAAAUCUGGUGAAUCCUAUGAGAAUGCUUUGCAGUCAGAAGUACAAACCCAUUGACUACAAACGUCUGUGUGAACUCACUGCAGCAGAAAAAAUGGCAUCCAGAAAAAUUCAAUUAAAGAUCAAAAAAAUGGAGCAAAUUUCAAAAGUUAGCAAAGAGCAAAUGCUGCAGAAACAGCACUGCCGAGUGUGGUGGCAAGAGUAUAAGAGACUCAGUGAGAACAGGGAAAAAGCAGAAGCAGAAAUACAGGCUCUUCUUGAUGAAGGAAGUCAUAAGUACGACUUUUUUUUGGAUAUAUGGGACUUGGAGCAUAAAUUGUCCCAGGAGCGGGAUGCUUACCAAACUGAUGCUGUGGCUCCUAUCUGGCAACUAAGAGAGAAUCUGAAGUUCUGGCUGUCUGAAAUGCAGCAUUACGUCACAGAAGACUCAUCUCUGAAAAACAAAUUCAGUCUAGCUGAGAAGUUACAGCAGAUCGAAUCUGUGAAGAAACAAUGGAAAACAGUUUUGGAAUUUCUUGACCUUGAAAGUCUGGCUUUGGAAAGAGAGCUUCAAGACUACAAAAUAGAAGCCAUAGUGCAUGGAUUUGAAGAGAAAAACGGACUUUUCCAUGAAGUUCCUUCAGAUCUCCUGUCUUUGAAGUUCCCUUACCCAGACUUGAAGAGCUUUGUUAUCAAUGAAUACCACAAGCUUGCAAAUGAAUACUGGUCUAAGCUGCAAGAGAUUGAUCAACAGCUAGACGUCAUAUAUAGGAACACUGACUGGAAGGAAGAGGAUCAGUGGGUUUUUCAGACUGUCAUCAAUCAGUAUCCGAGUGAUCUCCAGCAGAGAAGGACUCUGUACCUUGAUAUGCUGCACAGAUGUCUUCCUCACAAGUCUAGGCACGAACUGGUUACUCAUGAGAAAGCUUGGGAUCGUUACAAUUUCUUUAAGAAUCAACGCAGAGUCUUGAUAUUAAGUUGGGCUCAAGCUAGGAAAGCAUUCGUCCUGAAGGCGGUGAUGGCUGUUGCUGAAGCCUCCGCUGCUCGGGAGGCAGAAGUGGAAUCAGCAAUUAACAGACAAAAGCAACAGGAGAUCUGUGCUGAGCUGAAAGCCAAGGUCCUACAAUGGAGAGCACAACAGGAGGAGGCAGCUGAGCUGGAAGCUGCUGUAGCUGCUAGAAGAAAAGAAAAGGAAGAUGAGAAAGAAAGGCUACAGAAAAAGCAGGAAAUGAUUCGCAGAGCUCAGGAGAAAGAAAAAGUUAAAAAAUACUUGGCUGAGAAACAGCUGAAGUGGCAAGAACAGGAAGAAAAAGAGCUCCAACGUUUGGAGGAAUUAAGGAAAUUAAUGGCUAAACAAGCAAUUAAAGACAGAGAACGGGUGGAGUUCAGACAAGGGCUGCUAGAAAAGAGGAUCCUGGAGAAAAAGGAGGAGGCCCUUCGAGAAGCCUGUGCAGCAGAAGAGAAAGAGAAAUGCCUGGAAGCACUUCGACAAAAGGUUUCCAUCGUAGCAAAACCAGACCCAGCAAGAGUGGUGGCUGAUACUGCAGCAUCUAAAGCUCGGAUGGGCGUUGGGUCCACAGAAGAGUUUGUUCUUCAGAAGCCGCUGUUUCAGUUGCAAACAUACAGUGAAGAGCAGAUCAUUUCUGACCCCAGGCUUCGUGUCGAGUUAGCUCUUCGAGAAGCUGGACUUCAUAAAACACUUUAUGCAAAAGAGAUUUUGCCAAAAAUUCCUCCACUGAAGCUUCCAAGAAGAGACAUGGAAUCUACAGUGUUUAAGAUGUAGAGCACUUUGUGUGUCAAGAGCAGAGAAGCUUCAGAGGUGUCAUCUGGGCCGUAACAGUAGACCUUUCAAUAAAUUCUCACUGGCCGUGUCAUGGAGCUGCUGGGUUGUCACUGUGUGCAAUCAUUCAAGGAAAGGAUGUGCCUUUCCUUGCAGCGUUCGGUGCAACAUCUGAGCCCUGCCUGGGUGCAGGCUUUGAGGAGCUCUGCUGGGCUGCUCUUCAACUCCCCAUGCUGCAGGAUUCCCCAUAUUUCUUCCCAGCAGGAGAUCAGCAGUGAUGGGAAAGACCUCUGCCAACUCUGCUGGUCAAUUUGAGUAGCAUGGUUUGGAAUUCUGGUUUUUAAUUCAGACCCCAAAGGCUUUGCAGUGAGUUGGAUUGUAUUGUGGUGCACAAAUGCAUCCCACGUGGCUUUCAUUCCAGGUUGCCUGUGAAUUUGAUUCUUUUAAUUAUAAGAUCUUUCUGCUAUUCCUUGAUGACGAUCAGAAGGAACUUAACCUUUGUCUAUAUUUAGAAACCAGUUUGCUGCGUCGUACUUACUGGAAACCAGUCAUGCAAGCAAUUUCGUAUUGGCAGUGUUUCAGAAUGAAUUAUACAUUAUAAACACCAUUUCAGAUCUGGGAUUCUUAUUUUGGAGUGGACUCCACUGCGUGCGAUCCUCUUCAAUUAAAGUAAAUUGAUGUCAUUUCAUUUCGUAACUGAUUGCAUUUUCAAGCCUCACAUAAGAUGGCUGUAAAAUGUAUUCUGUAUGUAAACAAGUUACAGCAAGGAGCUUAACCCAGAGUUCCUAAGGACAAUAAAUGUCAGAAAGAUCUGAACAUCCGUAUUUGCAUAUCUAGUUAACUAGAGGAACUUAAUUAGCCUAAUAUUGUGAUGCUUUACAGGCGUUAAUGGGACACACAUCCUCAAGGCCCUGUGAAGCAGUGAUUCCUUGUUGCCCAAAGGAGGAUCUGCGGGUGAAGAUGUUGGAGGCCCUGCCAGCAGAACCUGUCUGCAGAGCUGUGCUGGCUGCUGCCCUCCUCAGCAGGCUGUUCUUCCUGUUGACUGGUUCAGCAGCUCUGCACUGAGCGCCUUGCAGUCUGACAGGCGAUGUUCCAUUCUUCACACCUUGCACUGAAGGUGCACCGGGCCAGGUGACGAGCAGUUUGAUCUUCUGGAGUUCAGGUUCUACUCUGAAACAGUUCAGACGUCCCUAUGCAGCACACUGGCAUACAGAUUCAUUCUCUGUCAAGGACUCAUUAAUACAUGCUAAUGCACCUUUGGCCAUGCUCGGUGAUAUCUGGGGUGGCCAAGUGCCCACCUGCUUCUUCCCUAUUUUCCACCAUCAGCUUCGUCACUGAGACCUUCCAAUCACUUUCAGCUGCUGGAUAUUCUGAGGCCUGAGAACAACAUCUUUAUGAAAAUGAAGUCACUCCACUUUAAGAUGUACAACUCAGCUGUCAGUUUUGGUCAUCAGAAGUGGCUCAAGUGUUAACUGGUGCCUGAAAGUCAAGUAUGCCACAGCUGCAGGAUGAGUCGGUGCAGUACCAACUGCUGCAGAAACACAAUGCUUGUGCCAGCUUAUGUGCACAUAAGCUUAUGUGUGCUUUUGGGUUUGUAUUUAUAGAAGAGCAAUGUGAGUGGCUGCAGUGCUGGCUCUGAUCCCUGGGAAGCGGGCGGCUGUGCUGGAUGGUUUGCAUUCUGAAAGGAGCUCCCAGAGACGGAGGUGCUGAGCCCUAUAAGCCAUUAACUGACUGAUGCGAAACCCUGGGAGGGUGUCAGAAUGUGCAACAGAGUAAACAUUUCCCAAUGUAAUCGUUAAGUUAGAAGCGGAAUGAUUGAAGAGUCUUAACUGCACCACAUUGUAGAAAAUAAAGAAGUGGCUGUCUCCUGCAGAGCAAAUGAUCAGGGCUGUAGCUGUGUCAGCUGCAGCAAAGCAAACCCCUACCAAAUUGGGCAGAAUGUUAAACAUCGUGUUGCUUUUCCUGGAGUAGUUUUCACUAAGAGCUCACCUACCUUACGGUUAGUACACGAGGUUCUUGAAGUGGACGUUGGACUUUGCAGAGCUGAGCUUGAACUGCAGGUUAAAUUGCAUGUCAGUAACGGGUGACUGAAGGACACUAGCUCAAGUCCUGCUCUUCCUUAGCCUUCAGAUCAGUAUUUGUGCCUGAAAACUGAAGUCCAGGAAGGCAAACUCAGAACCAGGCUCCUUCUCUGAAACAAGUGGAGUUUGUGUGCUCCCAGUGCUGACCCGGCGUGAUGGCAGUCAGAGUGCUGCUGGGAGGCUGCGAUGCUGCAGGGAGCUCUGCA